UGGCUGUGGCGGCGUAUAAGAUUCCGCUUCCAAAACGCAAAUCCGCAAGCAAAGCGCCCCCGUCUCCGUCCGCCACCUCCAGCCCACCCUCGCGCGCGCGCCCGCCCGCCCCUUCGCUAAACCCUACUCGCCGGCGAGAGAGAGCUCCGCGCUCGCGAGCCAACCCGACCGACAAUGGCGUCCCGCGUCAAGUUCGAGAACUCGUGCGAGGUGGGCGUCUUCGCGAGGCUCACCAACGCCUACUGCCUCGUCCCCGCCGAAGCCUCCGAGAGCUUCUACAGUGUGCUCGACGCCGAGCUCGCCGGCACCGUCCCCGUGGUCAGAUCCUCCAUCGCCGGCACCAGGAUCGUCGGCAGGCUCUGCGUCGGUAACAAGAGAGGGCUGCUUCUUCCCCAUACCGCCACCGAUCAAGAGAUCCAGCACCUGAGGAACAGCCUGCCUGAUGAGGUGGUCGUCAAGUGCGUCGACGAGCGCCUUUCCGCCCUGGGAAACUGCAUCGCCUGCAACGACUACGUCGCUCUCACGCACCCUGACCUGGACAAGGAAACUGAGGAGGUCAUCUCAGAUGUUCUUGGGGUGGAAGUGUUCAGGCAAACGAUUGCAGGCAACAUCCUGGUUGGGAGCUACUGCACCUUCACGAACAAAGGAGGCCUCGUUCACCCGCAGACGUCGGUGGAGGACCUGGACGAGCUGUCGACGCUGCUGCAGGUGCCCCUGGUCGCCGGCACCGUCAACAGGGGCAGCGACGUCAUCUCCGCCGGCAUCGCGGUCAACGACUGGACGGCGUUCUGCGGCUCCGACACCACGGCCACCGAGGUCUCGGUGGUCGAGAGCGUCUUCAGGCUCAGGGACCCCCGCCCGGGUGCCCUGGGUUCAGACGUGAAGAGCUCCAUGGUUCAGGAUUUAUUCAAGAGUUGAGUUAGGGCCUUGAACUUGCCGAAGGCAAGGCAAUAGGUUCUGCAGAGUUCUUUUUUGCUGCUGGGGUGGUCAACCGUGUUAGCCAAAUUACCAGCAUAAACAUUGCUGCUGUAUCCUCCUACGUGCUAUUUGUAUCAUGAGAACUGGUCAAGAUUAAGAAUGUUUUCUGCCUGUGUUA
Molecule: messenger RNA, 1096 nt
Organism: Setaria italica (foxtail millet)
Lineage: Eukaryota; Viridiplantae; Streptophyta; Magnoliopsida; Poales; Poaceae
Product: eukaryotic translation initiation factor 6-2
Exons: 7
Coding region: 175-918 (247 amino acids)
Biological process (GO): assembly of large subunit precursor of preribosome; cytosolic ribosome assembly; maturation of 5.8S rRNA
Cellular component (GO): preribosome, large subunit precursor; cytosol; nucleolus
Molecular function (GO): ribosomal large subunit binding
Source: RefSeq, a predicted model, not a curated record